Solanum stenotomum is the source of this 1617-nucleotide messenger RNA. Its product is annotated as TMV resistance protein N-like. The coding region runs from base 1 to 1617 and encodes 538 amino acids. Gene Ontology annotation, molecular function: protein binding. NCBI's taxonomy places the organism in Eukaryota, Viridiplantae, Streptophyta, Magnoliopsida, Solanales, Solanaceae. The transcript is spliced from 2 exons. The record is from RefSeq and is a predicted model, not a curated record.
AUGGAAAACAUGAAAAGGCUUAGAAUAUUAUACAUCAAUGGUUUUGAUACACAUGAUGACUCCAUUGAGUACCUGCCGAACAGCUUGUGUUGGUUUGAAUGUCAUAAGUAUCCUUGGGAAUCAUUGCCGGAAACUUUUGAACCCAAAAGGCUAGUUCAUCUUUAUCUCCACUUGAGUUUGCUGCGUCAUUUAUGGACUGGAAUAAAGCAUUUGCCGUCUCUGCGAAAGCUAAAUCUCUAUCGCUCCAAAAAGCUGAGGCAAACACCAGAUUUCACAGGGAUGCCAAAUUUGGAGUGUUUGGGUUUGGAAUGGUGUAGUAAUCUUGAAGAGAUUCACCAUUCCCUAAAAUGUUGCAGAAAACUCAUCAAGUUAAAUUUGUAUAACUGUGAACACCUUAAGAGGUUUCCAUGUGUUAACGUGGAAUCUCUUGGAUCUCUGGAUCUACGAUAUUGCUCUAGUUUAGAGAAUUUUCCAGAAAUGCUCGGAAGAAUGAAUCCGAAGUUAAAGAUUAAGAUGGAAGGCUCUGGGAUAAGAAAACUACCAUCAUCUAUUAUGUAUUACCAAGCUUGUGUUCCAGAGCUACAUUGGAUUUAUAUGGAAAACCUGGUAGCUCUUCCAAGAAGCAUUGGCAUGUUGAAAGGUUUGGUGAAGCUAGAUGUGUCGUACUGCCCUAAACUUGAAAUCUUUCCAGAAGAUAUAGGUGAUUUAGAAAACUUAGUGGAGCUUCAUGCCACAUGCACUCUAAUUUCACGACCUCCAUCUUCCAUCGUCCGCUUGAACAAGCUUAAAUUCUUGACUUUUGCAAAACAACAAUCAGAAGUGUUCUUUGUGUUCCCUCGGGUGAAUGAAGGGUUACGCUCAUUAGAAGAUUUGCAUCUCAGUAAUUGCAAUUUAAUAGAUGGAGGUCUUCCAGAAGACAUUGGAUGCUUAUCCUCUUUGAAAAGGUUUUAUAUCAAUGGAAAUAAUUUUGAGCAUUUGCCUCAAAGCAUAGCCCAACUUGGUGAUCUUCAAUUGUUGGACUUGAAAGACUGCAAGAGGCUCAAAGAGUUGCCUGGUUUCAUGGGGAUGCCAAACUUGAAGACUUUGAAUCUGUCAUAUUGUAUGAAUUUUAGAGAGGUUCAUUAUUCCCUGGGAUUUCUCAAAAAGCUCUGUACAUUAAAACUGACUAACUGUAAACGGCUUAAGAGAUUUCCAGCUCUGUGCAUCGAUUCCCUUGAAUAUCUCGAUCUAGAGGGGUGCUAUAGUUUAGAAAAAUUUCCAGAAAUCCUCGGAAGCAUGAAGGUGGAGUCAGAGAUUUGCAUGCUAGACAGUGUAAUGAGAUAUCUAAAUUCGAUGUAUAUUUCAUUUCCACAUUCCUUGUCUCAGAAGAUCGUUAUCUGGCAGCAUGACAUCUCUGCUUCAGAUUCCUUUUCACAAAGAGUGUUUAGCAUUGAGCAUGGUGGGAACAAGAUCCCAAGUUGGUUCCAUUAUCAGGGGAUGGAUGGAAGUGUAUCAGUCAAUUUGCCUAAGAAUUGGUAUGUAUCGGAUAACUUCUUGGGAUUUGUUGUAUGUUACACUGGCAGGUUAAUGAAUGUGACAACUCACUUGAUUCCCUUAUCUGAUGAUGGGAAGUCGUGA